Messenger RNA from Patiria miniata (bat star), 2082 nucleotides. RefSeq lists its product as uncharacterized. The transcript is spliced from 10 exons. The record is from RefSeq and is a predicted model, not a curated record. NCBI's taxonomy places the organism in Eukaryota, Metazoa, Echinodermata, Asteroidea, Valvatida, Asterinidae. Bases 63 to 1433 code for a protein of 456 amino acids.
CACAGUACCAGCGCAGCAGCGGGCAUUUCAAAGCUAAAGGAAGGGCGAGCAGGUUGUCAAAAAUGGAUCAAAAUAACGAGAUGGAGGAGAAUUCAGCCAAAAGUGACGGUGCUUUCUCCGCCUGUGCUUGUUCGAGUAUAAUGGAGAAGCAGAAAAGGGUUUUGUGUGAUCUGAAAGACAAGGCUAACAUUCUGCCUAAGAAAGUCAAGACAGAAGAUGCCUCACUGGAUACUGAACACCUGCAUGAUUUCAAGGUUGAGUGCCAGCAAGUUGUGGAUGAAUUCAAGAAGCUGAAGUUUGCCUUUGUCCAUCUUCAGGGGCACAUCAAGCUGCUGGACUACUUGGCGAAUGUUCCCAAGGACCAGUGGCCCUCAGUAGCAUCUUGUGAUGAAGAAUCUAAGAAGAUUCGUCGACAGCUCAAAGACGCCAAGGGAGAGGCUAGUGAUCUUGAAGAACAUCUUCAGAACAUGAUGAAGUCAGUGCAGAACUGUCAAGAAAUGCUGGACACAAAACUGGCGUCAAUCACGAAGAUGAUGGAGAAAGUCGAAGGUGUAGCUACUCAGGUCAAGGAGAACACGAAAGGGAGGGGCGGGGCAGUAGAGGAACUAGAAGGCGGUGGGGUGACGCUGGAAAACUUCCAAGAUGAGAAUGCCAAACAGAUUUUUGACUUAAAGGCGGCAGAAGAGUUCUUGGCCCGCUAUCAACCCGCGAUGAAACGCCUCAAAGAGAGCACAGAAGCAAUCCGCAAGAACCAACAGUCGGCGUUGGAUGAAAAUAAGACAGUUAUGGAGAUGGUGUCACAACUUAUGGCCAAGAAACUAGACAGGGAACAGCAAGCUUCCGACAAGAUGAAGUGGUGCGAAUCUGCCUCCAAAAUGUUGGCACAGCUGACCGGGGUAUCAGAGCGAUCUCUGGACGAUAACUGCUGGAUCCUGGAGCUCACUGCAGAUGGAUGUUCCUCAGUCAACAAGGAAAGUCUGACGGCCGUACUGACCCUUCACUUCAAGCCAGGCCCGGACCCUUGGUCACCCAGGCAGAUCAGUGCCGCUUCGAUUGAUGUUGAUUCCCUGGACAUGUCGGACCUCGUUGAAGAAGCAGUGAGAAAGAACGACGUUCCCUUCUUGGUAUCAUCAGUGAUGACCAGACUGAGAACCCACGCACCCCUCUACAUGGAAGUGGAACAGCUCCGACAUCAAUAUGCCAUCGACUGGGUCCCAGAAGAGGGCAUACUGAGGGUCAUAUUUGGGGACAGCGCCCAGAUUGUUUGCACCCUGUCCUUAUCAACCGGACCCCUGGGUACGACCGUUGUCCAGCUGAAAUCUCUUGAGGGGGUCAGGCAACACCCGCCGCUUGACGAAUUGAAGCCACCACAUGAAAAACCCAGGAUCUCAGAUUGGCUGGAGUACUUACAAGAAGCCACAAAAAGCUUGUAGCGAUGAAGGAACUGAAACAGGAGUUUACGGAACUGCGGCUCUUUCUCCAGCUGCCUCUUCAAGAGGUUUCAGGCCCUUGAUUUAAGGGACUCUGCCUGAAGGGACUCUGCCUGUGCAUACAGUGUGUUUGGCGCAACCCAACUGCACUUUUUGGGAGGGGGGGGGGCUCUGUUACUUCAAUGUAUUUAUAUCCAUAUUUGUAAAUAUAAACAGUAAGCAACAUGCAAAAACAGUUUAGUCUUUGUGUUAACUUAAGAAUACAUGCAUGUAUGUAAAUGAAUACAUGCUAUUAUGGGAAACAAAAUUGUAAAUUGAAAUUUAAUAUUUUGUUGAUUUUUUUUGUCAAAUUAAUUUACUGUACCCCAGCAAGUUGGAAAUUCUUUCUGCUUGGCUUAAUAUAUUUAUAUCAAAUUUUCUUUGAAAAAAGUUUUGUGUAAAAGUUUUUUUUCUAAUAAAAGAAAAUUAAAAAUGUCUCCAAAUUUGAGAGUUGUGUCGUUUUUCAAUGAAUUAAUUUUUUUAUUAUGCAACUCAAUGUUAGAAAUAAUUUCUAUAUUUUAACAUCUUUUCUUUUUUUUCUGCCAAAAGUAGAUAAUGAAUUUCAAGCAGAUAUUUUAACAUCUUUUCUUUUUUUCUGCCAAAAGUAGAUAAU